AUUGCUUGAAUCUAGCCCUCUGUGACUGGGAAUUUGAACCCCCUUCACCAAGGACUUAGAUUCUAUGAUGCCAAAGUUAUGUCAGACAUGGAUUUAGUUGCAGAAAGAGAGAAGAUCACAAAACAAAUCAAGAAUCUGGAAAGAAUUUUGGAUCCUAACAUUGCAACAAUUGAAGUGGUUGUCUCUGAUUCGAAUCUUGAUUCUACUUCAGAAGCAGAUUCCCUGGAAGAUGAUGAUUGGGAUGAACACAUUCCUAUGGAGGAAGAAAGUUGGGGAGAAAGUGAUGAAGAUGACUCAAAGGACCAAGCCCUUCCCAAAGACCCAGAGACCUGUUUACAGUUGAACAUGGUAUAUCAAGAAGUCCUUCAGGAGAAGAUAGCAGAAAUUGACUUACUGCUGGCUCAGAAUAAAGAACAACAGGAAGAAGUCAUGUGGGAUCUUGCUGGUUCCAAAGCCCCAAAGACAAAAGAUGGAAAGAGCCUCCCUUCAAAUGUAUUUGUGGGUCAUUUUAUGAAACCAUACUUCAAGGAUAAGGUCACAGGAAUUGGACCUCCAGCCAAUGAAGAUACUCGGGAAAAGGCUACACAGGGCAUCAAGUCUUUUGAAGAACUGAUUGUGACCAAAUGGAAAACUUGGGAAAAGACUUUACUUAGGAAGUCGGUGAUAAGUGACCAUCUGCAGCGUUUGCUUCAACCCAAGUUAUUAAAGCUUGAAUACUUAAAUCAAAAACUUGACAAAGUCAGUGACUCAGUGGAGAAGCAGAUUUUGGAGAAGCAAGUUAAAAACACUGAGAAGGAAAUUGAAGAUAUCAAUCAGCUACCAGAAGAGUCUUUGUUGGGGGACAGACUGGAUGAAAGGGAUUGGGAGAAGAUCUCCAACAUUAAUUUUGAAGGCAGCCGAAGCGCUGAUGAGAUUCGGAAAUUUUGGCAGAACUGUGAGCACCCAAGCAUCAACAAGCAAGCAUGGGUUGAGGAAGAGACCAAGCGUCUGAAAGAGAUUGCCGCAAAGCACAAUUACUUGGAGUGGCAGAAAAUCGCAGCAGAGCUGGGGACCAACCGAAGUGCCUUCCAGUGUCUACAAAUGUACCAACAGUAUAACAAAGACUUGAAGCGGAAGGAAUGGACAAAAGAAGAAGACAAUAUGCUCACACAAUUAGUUGAGGAAAUGAGAGUUGGAAACCAUAUCCCUUAUCGUAAAAUUGUCUACUACAUGGAGGGUAGAGAUUCAAUGCAGUUGAUCUAUCGUUGGACCAAGAGCCUAAAUCCCAAUUUGAAAAAAGGAUUCUGGACACCAGAAGAAGACGCUAAAUUACUCCAAGCUGUUGCCAAAUAUGGAGAACGUGAUUGGUUUAAAAUUCGGGAAGAGGUGCCAGGUAGGAGUGAUGCCCAGUGUCGAGAUCGAUAUCUAAGAAGAUUACAUUUCAGCUUAAAGAAAGGGAGGUGGAAUGCAAAGGAAGAAGAAAAAUUAAUUGAAUUAAUAGAAAAAUAUGGUGCUGGUCACUGGGCAAAGAUAGCCUCUGAAUUGCCUCAUCGAACAGGCUCCCAAUGUCUGAGCAAAUGGAAAGCCUUGAUUAGGAAAAAGAAAAGACCCAGAAAACGGCAGAAGUCUCGGAAGAAAUGUAGUUCUUGCUCCUCCAGCAGCAGCAGCAGCAGUGAGGAUGAUCAGCUGGAGUGGCACAAUGACCUGGAGAAGGAGAAAGAUGCUGAAGGAGGAGCACUAGAUGAACACCAGUACACAGUGCCCAGCAUAGACUUAUGGAUGCCUACCAGACACAGUCAUUCUGAGCCAUGCAAAGAUCCAGGGUGGAGCUAUUCCAGGCCCUCCACUAUUUCCCCUUGCCUUUCCAAAGCAUCUGGGACCUCCAAAGAUGGCAGCGAGGCAAUUCCAAGUGUAGCAGUGGCAACAAGAAGGGAUUUUAGCCAGAACAAAGACACUUUGGCCCCCACUAUGGACAUGGAAUACACAACACAUUCAGCUGACAUUGGUCUGGAGAAGCCACAGGAAGGAUUAGAAGAGCAGGCCUCCAAAACUGGGAAGCGUGUCUUAAAAGUUCCCCUGAAUGAUGUGAAAAAGGUGAUAAGGAUCAAUACCUGUUUGGAAUACCAGAAACUAAAAGAAAGGCUAAAGAAGACCCACCUAUUCACUUCAUCUCUGGCAUCCAAAAUGGACAAUGGAAUGGCUAUAGAAAAAGUGGUGCAGGUGUGGCACAAAACUUUUCUGAGUAGACAGCGGCAACAGAAGGUUGGCAUACAGAGGAAGAGGCUGGACCGCAAGCUCUUGAUGGCUGUGACUCCUUGGGUGGGUGAUAUCGUCAUCCCUUGUUGGAGUUCCAGGAAGGCUGUAACAGUGCAGACUCGAGCAGAAGCCAUCAUGACAAAGUUGCAGACUGUCCAUCUAACAAGUACACCUGUGUUUACAUUGUUUAUUCAGCUGUUGCAAAUUGAUACUGAUGGCUGCAUGAAGGUGAUUGGAGAGAGGAAGACCAAGCAGUCAGAGCUGCUCUGGGCUAUUACUGGAAAUCCACAACAACCUCAACAGGCAUCUUCCAGUUUACAGAAAUCUUCAGGCUGCCUGCUGAUGAAGGGAGUGGGCAAAGAAACACAGAAGAAAUCUAUCUCUAAGAUGAAAGAUUUGCCAGAGUCUGCCCAGCCUGGGCCAACGCUGUUACCAACUUCUUUUGGUCCCAUAUCAAAGCCCAAGACUGUUUCAGAACUUCUGAGGGAGAAGCGGCUAAGGGAAUCCCGAGCUAGAAAGGCCUUGGAGAGCACAGUGAUCCUUUCCCCUCAGGUGCUGAUCACCCCACCUGUGAUUCUUCAACAGUCUCUGCAACCACUUAUCCCUUCUACUCUUGCCAUGACCCAGCCACUGGGAUCAGGGUCAGCUGGGAAACCAGUUGCUGUGGCUUCAAGCCCAGUAGCCACAUUUCAAACACCUUCCCCCAUCAUAGCUUCCACCAAGUCCCCUGAGAAAAGUUCUAGCACAAAUAACUCUGACUCCUCCCAGGGAAAUGAGGUCAUUGCUGAAGAGAAAGUAAAUGAAGCAGAGGGGACCUCUGCUCCCCAGGGUGGGGCCCUCAUCUCAGGUCAGUCUUCUUCUUUGAUGAGGGCUGAAGGACACUCUGUUCCUAGUGAGAGCCCAGUCCCUGCAACAGCAGCUAAUCCAGUCCUAGGAACAAGCCAAAUUUCUACCAACUCGGGGCCAGCUAGCCUCCUGUCUUCCCAAACCACUAUCACCUCAAAGAAACAGGAAUUACCCAACGCUCCUCCUUUUCUAGCUCCAUCUCAAGUCUCUAUGCAACAGCCCAAGCCCAUCAGCCUGGUGCCUGCCCUUUCAGUUCCUACCUGCAGUCCACAGGUUAUCUCCAGCAACAUUUUUCCUAUCACUUGGGUAGUUACUACACAAGGGCUUGUCCCUAUGUCCAUGUCAACCUUUGUAGGCCUCCCUGGAUCAGGCAAGCCAGCUGGAACCCCUGUACUUCCUGUCCUUGGUGGAGUAGCCAGAAAUCAGGCUACCCUGAAGCUAUUGCCUUCAUCAAUAGUUAAGCAGAGCUCUAGGACCCCUGAAUCAAGCCCCACUUUAGCCAAAAGACCACUUAUUGCCAGUAAACCUCUUAUAGGAGACCUGCCCUCAGGGAUAGCUGGACCAAACCUUCCAACACAUCUUCCCACCACAACUUCAUCAAAUACAGGAAAUCACUCAGGAAAAAAUAGUCUUCCUGAAGAUAAACCUUCUCCCAGGGAAGUGAAGACAGCUAGAGAGAUGUCAGCUCCCCUUCCCCGGCCUGAGACACAGCCCCAGACCAAAAGCCCCAUAAACCAACCAAGGACAGAGCCUGAUGGCUGUGGUUGUGCACCCACCCCAGAGGCAGAGAACCCAGCUGGAGUGACUAUAGGAGACCAGGAUCCCAUGCAGAAAAACCUUUUAGUGGAGACAAAAGACCAGCUUCCUGUUCAGAAUGGUAAUCCUGGAAAAUCACUUCCCAUCCCAACAGAGAUACCUAAGCCCAUUACCCAGCAACAAGAAGGGUUGGCUGCCCAAGACAGUCAGCCUAAAGCCUUGGAGCCUGGGAAAAGUAUUCUGGACCUGAAUCUCCUCUCAUUAGAGAAUGAGGCUUCCACACGGGAGUGGCUCAAAGGAAAGCAAGGAGUCUGCUUGCCCCCACUUCAGAGCACGCUGCCCUACCUGCCUCCCUUUCUGUGUAAUCUGAAGACCCUUUCAGGGCUUCUGCUCCAAAAGAAAUCUCUAGAGCAGAGAGCAGCUACCAUAGUGGCACAAGGAAGUGUCCAGGACAAGAAUGAUGUGUCCAGACAAGAUGUGCAAGCAGCUCGGCAUCUGGUACAACAGCAACUUAAGGAGAACCCUGCAUAUCUCCUCCUGAAAGCCAGAUUUUUGGCAGCUUUUGCCCUCCCAGCUUUUCUUGCCACUCUUCCCCCACCUAGGGUUCCAACCACCCUUUCACGGACCUUGGACAGAAACAGUGGGAGUGAGGAGGAAAGGGAAGAAGAGGAGUGCUCCCAGUCAAAGACAAGGCCCAAAGAUGGGGAUUGUGGUGAAAAGGAACAGUUAGUGAGCACAGCUGGAGAGACCCAGUCUACCCCAGAGGCUUCUAUCCAGGUCUCUCCCCAUCCUGACCCACAUGCCAUGUCCAGUGCUCUUGAUGCUGCUGAUUUCAAUGUGCUGAAGACCAGAAAUGCUGUACAUGCCAGGAAGCGGAGGAGGGUGUAAGAAGGGGCAGGGGAGGAUUCCUGACCAUGAAAACUGCCUCUGGAGCUGAGAAAAUCUUAAACUUGCUUAAAACCUACUGACUGUGCAAAAAUUUAAAAAAAAAAAAUUCCAAGAAACCAUGAAGGAUAAGAAGGCCUUUUCCUCAAGAAGGCUUCCUCUGUACAAACAGUAUUGAGUCAACAUUUCUCACAUAGCUCCUCAAUGAAGACCAAUUAUCACACUAAUCACCCUGGAUUAUCAUUCGUACUGUAAGCCCUGGAAAUCGGACUCUUCUGCAAAAGGCUCAUGCCACUGCUCUGUUGCACUAGCACACAAGAAGGCCAGGUGCCCCAGCAGGGCUGUGGGCUAGGGAGGAGGAAGAAGAGAGAAAUGGAAGAUUAUUUAUUUUUGCUGUCAAAGCUCUAUUUUGUAUGAACACUUGGUUCUGGAUCAGAAGAGGUGACUGGGAUUCUCAGUUCUUCCACCUUCAUUGAUGUUGGUAAUGGUCCUUUGGCUGCUUUGAAGUGAUAACACUUCUUUAAUUGGAGGGGUUAUUUUUUUAUGCAAAUAACAAGUCUGAGUGUUUGGAGGGAAAGAUAUAAAUAUUUAUAUGUGUGUGUGUGUGUGUGCGCGCACAUAGAUGCUAGAUGUUCUAUUUUCUCAUUAAAAACCCAAAAACUAGCUUUAUUUUCUCAAGGGUGUACUGUAAGUAUACACACACUCACAUUCAGCCCCAUACUUAUCAAUAUGAAGCUAUACAUAAAAGCCUCAGACUGAUGCUCAAGGCCUCCCAUACUUUCUAGUUGGUCAUUUACAUGUGAAAUGGCUAAAUAUGAGAGCUAGAAGAGACCUUGAAGGAGUGUCUGGAAUCAGCAAAGGUCUGAAUCUUGGCUCCAUCAUUUCCUUGCUGUAGAAUCUUGGGUAGAACUAUAACUGGGUAUUUUCUUCAUUUAGUCAAACCAUUUAGGAGUGGGGACAGAUGGGGAAGGUGGGGGAGAGAAAUGUACCAUUGAAUAUCAAUCUGAUAGAGUUGGUUGGACAGUAGUGGUGGUACAGAGAACACAGUCUAGCAGACAGUGGGUAGGUAGAAUGUGGGCAUAGAGGACAGUUCAGCCCUCAGAGACCUACCACUGUCUCCGAAGGGCUUGGUAGUAACAGUGAGCCCUGGGAAAGGAACAUACAUAGUAGAUCCUGCCUCCCCUCUGUCCCUUGUCAGAAAUCUGUAUAAAACUUUGGUUACUUUACCCUUAUUAUAGCUCUGGUCCUUUAACAAGACAUUUAAUGACUCUGGGCCUCAGUUUUUUCAUCCAUAAAGAACAGGGAAGAAUACUACUUGCACUGUCUCUGUGUCACUAGGAUUUUGUGGAGAAAGCACCCUGUAAACCUUUAAUACUAUAUAAAAUAGCAUUUGUUAAUAAUCUGUAAAGAGGUUUAGACCAGAUCAAAGGUGUCAGAUAUGUUGCCCACAACACUUCCAAGUGCAACCUGAACUAGAUUAAAAUGUAAUUAGGAAUAUUUAAUAAAACAAA
Molecule: messenger RNA, 6233 nt
Organism: Gracilinanus agilis (Agile Gracile Mouse Opossum)
Lineage: Eukaryota; Metazoa; Chordata; Mammalia; Didelphimorphia; Didelphidae
Gene: SNAPC4
Product: small nuclear RNA activating complex polypeptide 4
Exons: 24
Coding region: 79-4725 (1548 amino acids)
Source: RefSeq, a predicted model, not a curated record